AUAAAUCAUAUGUCCGUAAAAUGCUGAAAUUAYUACGCAAGAAAAUAGAGUCGUAAAGCUGAACAAAAACAACAACAAAAUAUAGCAAAACUAUGCCCGUGGGGGAGGGCAUCGUAGUUAUUWUGAAAUUCGAUACMCAUUUCGAUGACAAAGCCACAUUCAAAGCUUCGUAACAACUUGAACCUUUUUYGGAGGGGAAUAACAUUUUCCCAAUUGCGAGUUGCAACUCGCUUCAGUAGGAGAAAUGAAGUUGAGUUGCAGUUUAGGUUUAAUGUGUUGCGGCACGUUUGCAGUCUUUCUGUCCGGAGUUAUUUUCUUGGUAUUCGUCCGUGUUGAGCUUCAAAUAAACAAACGAGAUCGCCAACACAAGGAUCUGGUUGAAAGACUAUCGGCAAUUGAGAAGCGUUUUUCUUAUGCGAUGACUGAAAGCUCUGAAGCUUCUUCCAAUCGAAUACCUUUAAGCAUAUCUUCUGACAUAGCGAGGGUCCGUCGGAUGGCGCCAGACGAUUCAUCAGCGCGACCCGACGAAACCAAAGAACACUACGGUGUGGGGGACUUUGGACUUGUGACGACAAAGGAACAUGAAAAAGCUUUAAAGAAAUUAAGAACAGAACUCGAAAUAAAAAUACUUGACAUGCAAAAAUCGAAUUUUGUCACAAUCAAUGAAUACAAUUUCACACUAAGUACCUUAAAAAAAGACUUAAAGAAAAUUCGAGAAAGUACAAGAGAACACACCCAAUCCCUUGGAAACUUGACCAGAAAAUUACGACAUAGUGAAAGAAAUGUAUNAGCAAGGAAUAAUAAACCAUACCACAACCAUUGA
Messenger RNA from Exaiptasia diaphana, 823 nucleotides. RefSeq lists its product as uncharacterized. NCBI's taxonomy places the organism in Eukaryota, Metazoa, Cnidaria, Anthozoa, Actiniaria, Aiptasiidae. The record is from RefSeq and is a predicted model, not a curated record. Bases 245 to 823 code for a protein of 192 amino acids. The transcript is spliced from 2 exons.